UGUGAGUGGCUCUGCGCUUCGUAACACAGUCCAACACAGACUGGUCACCUGUAAUGACAAGCAGGUAACAACGCACAAGUUGGCCCUUGGAUACCGUUAUUCUAAAUUACCCGAAAGUAGAGAUGAGCUGUCAGGGCGAUCGCACUGUUCCGAUGAGGGUGUUGGUGACAGGAGGAUCCGGCUUGGUGGGCAGGGCCAUACAGCACGUGGUCAAAGAGGAGGGGGUAGCCAAGGAGGGGGAAGAAUGGAUAUUCCUCUCGUCCAAAGAUGCCGACCUCACGAACAUGGAGGCGACACGGGCGGUGUUUGAAAAACAUCGGCCAACCCACGUCAUUCACCUGGCUGCUAUGGUUGGGGGGCUUUUCAAGAACAUGAAGUACAACCUGGACUUCUGGAGAACCAAUGUCUACAUCAAUGAUAACGUGCUGCAGGCAGCACAUGCAGUUGGUGUGGUCAAGGUUGUUUCCUGCCUAUCCACCUGCAUCUUUCCUGAUAAGACCACCUACCCUAUCGACGAGACAAUGAUCCAUAAUGGUCCACCCCAUGAUUCGAACUUUGGCUACGCCUAUGCGAAGAGAAUGAUUGAUGUUCAUAACAGGGCAUAUUUCCAGCAGCAUGGACGCUGCUAUACAGCUGUGAUUCCCACUAAUGUGUUUGGUCCUCAUGACAACUUCAGCAUUGAGGAUGGUCAUGUGCUGCCAGGCCUCAUCCACAAAGCUUACAUUGCUCAAAAGGAGGAGAAGCCCCUGGUGGUCUGGGGCUCCGGCGCGCCCAGAAGACAGUUCAUUUACUCUUUGGACCUGGCUCGUCUCUUCCUGUGGGUCCUGAGAGAGUAUCCAGAGGUCGAUCCAAUCAUUCUCUCUGUUGGAGAGGAAGAUGAAGUGUCUAUCAAAGAAGCAGCAGAAGCAGUUGUGCAAGCACUAGACUUUAAAGGAGAGGUGGUGUUUGAUACCAGUAAAUCAGACGGCCAGUUCAAAAAGACAGCCAGCAAUGCAAAGCUGCGCCGCUACCUGCCGGACUUCACCUUCACACCCUUCAAACAAGCUUUAAAGGAAACCUGUGAUUGGUUUGUUGCCAACAAUGACUCAGCCCGGAAGUGAAAACUCUGGCUAACAGAGUCUGUCAACCCAUGACUUCGUCUGUUGGAGCAGAGGGUGAAUGCAGAAGGUGGUGAUGGCAGAGGUGGAGAGGGCUGGAAGGAGAGAAGAUGGUUCACCUGCACAGGAAGAUGGCUCGUGCCGAAUGAAGUCUGCAUAAUAAACAACCUAUUGUAAUAGCAGGCAUCAUAUUCCUACUACCCAUAUGUAGGUUUUUUUUCACUGUGGUGAGGUUACUCAUUUGAAAUGUUAAUUGACUGCUUCAAUCAUGGAAUCAAGGUGCUGGCACAAUUUAAGAAUUUCAGUAAUUCUCAUUAAAUCUUUUCUAGCAGUUACAUAUCCUAUUAAUAAACUACCUUUAUUCUCAAAGGGUUUGGGAUUUGGGGGUUAAAAUGAUUCACUUUAUUUAAUAGACAGUGAUGGUACAGGCUGUUUAACUGGUGGCUUGGAUUUUUUUUUUACUCAGUAUAUUGGCAGUGAGAAAAAUAAAUGUUUUAUACUUGUAA
Molecule: messenger RNA, 1603 nt
Organism: Chelmon rostratus (copperband butterflyfish)
Lineage: Eukaryota; Metazoa; Chordata; Actinopteri; Chaetodontiformes; Chaetodontidae
Product: GDP-L-fucose synthase-like
Exons: 10
Coding region: 123-1100 (325 amino acids)
Biological process (GO): nucleotide-sugar biosynthetic process
Molecular function (GO): GDP-L-fucose synthase activity
Source: RefSeq, a predicted model, not a curated record